AUGCUUUUUGAUCAUCCUGAGAAAAAUGAGCUUUGGCCUCCAGACCCAAUAAAGCAAACAUUCCUCCCAUGGGGAAUAGUGCUGGUUCCUGAGGACCUGGAGGGCCUGCAGCCCCAGGGGGAUUAGCCAGAAGCAGGCCUGUUUUCCUGCUCAGGACAGCGUGGCUUCCUUGAACAUGUCUUUCAUUAUGAUUCACGCUAACUUGAAGAAAAAAUUCAGCUGCUGUGUGCUGGUCUUUCUCCUGUUUGCAAUCAUCUGUGUAUGGAAGGAAAAGAAGAAAGGGAGUUACUAUGAGUCCCUUAAACUGCAAACCAAGGAAUUCCAGGUGUUGAAGUCUGGUUCCCAAUCUGUGUCUUCAAGCGGCACCCACAACCCCCAGAGGGGCAGCCAGGCCCUCAGUGGUCCCAAGGCCAAGCCGGAGGCUACCUUCCAGGUGUGGAACAAGGACAGCUCCACCAAAAACCUUAUCCCCAGGCUGCAAAAGAUCUGGAAGAAUUAUCUGAGCAUGAACAAGUACAAAGUGUCCUACAAGGGGCCAGGGCCUGGUGUUAAGUUCAGUGCGGAGGCCCUGCUUUGCCGCCUUCGGGACCACGUGAACGUUUCAAUGGUAGAGGCCACAGAUUUUCCCUUCAACACCUCUGAAUGGGAGGGUUACCUGCCUAAGGAGAACAUUAGGACCAAGGCUGGGCCGUGGGGCAGGUGUGCUGUCGUCUCAUCAGCGGGAUCUCUGAAGUCCUCCCAACUGGGUCAAGAAAUAGAUGGUCACGAUGCAGUCCUGAGGUUUAAUGGGGCACCCACAGUCAACUUCCAACAAGAUGUGGGCACGAGAACCACCAUUCGCCUGAUGAACUCUCAGUUGGUCACCACAGAAGGGCGCUUCCUCAAAGACAGUUUGUACAAUGAAGGAAUCCUAAUUGUAUGGGACCCGUCUGUUUACCAUUCAGAUAUCCCAAAGUGGUAUAAGAAUCCCGACUACAGUUUCUUCGAUAACUUCAAGAGUUAUCGUAAGCUUCAUCCUGAUCAGCCCUUUUACAUCCUCAAGCCCCAGAUGCCUUGGGAGCUGUGGGACGUCAUUCAAGAAAUCUCCCCCGAGCAGAUUCAGCCAAACCCCCCGUCUUCUGGGAUGCUCGGCAUCAUCAUCAUGAUGACACUGUGUGACCAGGUGGAUAUUUACGAGUUUCUUCCAUCCAAGCGCAAGACUGACGUGUGCUACUAUUACCAGAAGUUCUUCGACAGCGCCUGCACGAUGGGCGCCUACCACCCACUCCUCUUUGAGAAGAACAUGGUGAAGCACCUCAACCGGGGCACGGACGACGACAUUUACCUGCUUGGAAAAGCCACGCUGCCUGGCUUCCGGAGCAUUCGCUGCAGAGCAUAAGCUGCCUGGCCAGGCCCCCUCACCCUUCUCCAUCGGGCAUUUUACAGCUGGCCUCCUGGCCACCCUGGGCCCAGGAAGGCUGUUCCUGAAUGAUCACUGCCUGCGCUCCAGGCAGCAAGAACCUUCAGGAAUCCAAGGGCAGGGACCCAGGCCCAGCCUGCCCUUUUGUCAUGGGGGUGUGUGCAUCGAGAGCUUCCCACCACACUCAUGUACACAUGCCUAGGAUUCCUUCCAGUCAGAGUCUUCUCUGCCCCUCCCCUGCACAGGUAAAUGCAAGAUCCACCUUUCCCAGCAGGGCUGC
Messenger RNA from Lipotes vexillifer (Yangtze River dolphin), 1679 nucleotides. It is a transcript of the gene ST6GAL1, whose product is annotated as ST6 beta-galactoside alpha-2,6-sialyltransferase 1. Gene Ontology annotation, cellular component: Golgi apparatus. The record is from RefSeq and is a predicted model, not a curated record. Gene Ontology annotation, biological process: sialylation. Gene Ontology annotation, molecular function: beta-galactoside alpha-2,6-sialyltransferase activity. The transcript is spliced from 6 exons. The coding region runs from base 176 to 1378 and encodes 400 amino acids. Lineage: Eukaryota; Metazoa; Chordata; Mammalia; Artiodactyla; Lipotidae.